AUGAUAGGUAACAUAGCCCUGCAGAGGAGUGGGACUAUGAUAGGUAACAUAGCCCUGCAGAGGAGUGGGACUAUGAUAGGUAACAUAGCCCUGCAGAGGAGUGGGACUAUGAUAGGUAACAUAGCCCUGCAGAGGAGUGGGACUAUGAUAGGGAACAUAGCCCUGCAGAGGAGUGGGACUAUGAUAGGUAACAUAGCCCUGCAGAGGAGUGGGACUAUGAUAGGGAACAUAGCCCUGCAGAGGAGUGGGACUAUGAUAGGGAACAUAGUCCUGCAGAGGAGUGGGACUAUGAUAGGGAACGUAGCCCUGCAGAGGAGUGGGACUAUGAUAGGGAACAUAGUCCUGCAGAGGAGUGGGACUAUGAUAGGUAACAUAGCCCUGCAGAGGAGUGGGACUAUGAUAGGGAACAUAGUCCAGCAGAGGAGUGGGACUAUGAUAGGGAACAUAGCCCUGCAGAGGAGUGGGACUAUGAUAGGGAACAUAGUCCUGCAGAGGAGUGGGACUAUGAUAGGUAACAUAGCCCUGCAGAGGAGUGGGACUAUGAUAGGGAGCAUAGCCCUGCAGAGGAGUGGGACUAUGAUAGCUAACAUAGUCCUGUAG
Messenger RNA from Coregonus sp. 'balchen', 600 nucleotides. The record is from the annotation of a GenBank genome assembly. Lineage: Eukaryota; Metazoa; Chordata; Actinopteri; Salmoniformes; Salmonidae.